This is a messenger RNA of Hyaloscypha bicolor E, 1261 nucleotides long. Its product is annotated as Phox-like protein. The transcript has 3 exons. Bases 437 to 1051 code for a protein of 204 amino acids. Lineage: Eukaryota; Fungi; Ascomycota; Leotiomycetes; Helotiales; Hyaloscyphaceae. The record is from RefSeq and is a predicted model, not a curated record. Gene Ontology annotation, molecular function: phosphatidylinositol-3-phosphate binding. Gene Ontology annotation, cellular component: endosome.
CGAAUAUCGAAAAUGAAUCGGCAGCCGAAAUUGGUGAGACUCAUUGGCACUCGGUCCCCUAGGUGGCUUGCAGGGACAAGGACCUUCAAAAUCAUAACCAGCCCGCUGCAACCGACUGGGGUAAUGAUCCACCGGAAUUGGCCCAUGCUUUUUAACAUUUUUAACAUUUCCAAAUCACAUAUGUUUCAUUAUGAAAGACAUCAAUUGAUUCACUGUGAGUGUUUCCAAUCAGCUGAUCUUUUCAGCCACAGCUCAAUCUUCGCCGCUGAGUGUUUGGAGGAAACCAUCCCAUUGCUCUGGUUCGAGAAUUCUUAGCGCUUGGACCGGCGGCUGUCGGCGUCGGCAUCGGCAUCUCUUAUCAUCAACAUCAAACCUCACUCGAACUCUAGAGCUCUCGAUCAUCUCUGCGCCUUCUUGCGCAGCCACUCGCAAAUGGAUGGAGUCGGUCCUACAUCCACGUUCCAGCAAUGACAGCCCGAAGAAUGAGCUUGUCGGAGCCAAGUAUCCACUCAAUACGAAUACAUCACCACGAGGAUAUGAGGAACCGGGCGGCGAAUCUCCUGUGACAUCCCCCAUCACUUCACCGCCCUAUUGGGUGCAGUCGCACCAAAGAUCAGCCUCGGCCAUAUCUAUCGAUUCGAUACCGAAUGGCGCCAUAACAUUACAAGACAAUACAGAUGGGGCAGAUGCGAAGAACAAAGCGUGUUGGGCAAAGAGUGUAUAUAUUGAGGACCAUGUCGUUAUCAACGGCAGCAGAACCGGGAUUGGCGCAUUCGUCGUUUGGAACAUCACCGUGGAGACUCUGCAUGGUGGCACCAUGCGCAUUCGAAAGCGGUACUCCGAAUUCGACGAUCUGCGAAACAAACUCCUGCAAACCUUUCCCUUCUCCGCAGCGGCUAUGCCACCUCUACCUCCCAAGAGCGUUAUCUCGAAAUUCCGACCCAAAUUUCUCGAGAAUAGAAGGGCGAAAUUACAAUACUUCCUUAAUUGCAUCCUACUUAACCCGGAAUUCUCUGGGUCUCCCGUACUAAAGGAGUUUUUAUUCUCAUAGAGAUAGUUGGAAAGCGUUAAAUCUUCCGUCCUCCAGGAGUCGUGUCCUCGAAGAGAUACUUGGGACCUUGUACACUGGAUAUAUAUUGGUCAUACAAGGAUUCAGACUGAUCCGAAAGGGAACCUUUCAGAGCCGGCCCUUCUAACAUACUACAUAAUGAUAAGCACUAUACCCUAGCUUCUGCAAAUCAAUUGGUUCGUACUAUUCUCC